Messenger RNA from Stegodyphus dumicola, 981 nucleotides. RefSeq names its product tudor domain-containing protein 5-like. Lineage: Eukaryota; Metazoa; Arthropoda; Arachnida; Araneae; Eresidae. The record is from RefSeq and is a predicted model, not a curated record.
AUGGACUGUAUUCGAACGGAAUUUCAGUCUCUUGAUGACAAAUCUCUCAUCGACAUAGAAGAAGAGCGACCUUAUAAAGAAGAAAUUAGCAAGAAAAAGAAUGAAUCUCUCACUGUCUCGAAAACAAACCAAAAUUAUGUGAACUUAGAAGAAAGCAAAUUACCUGAGCAAUCAGCAAGCUGUGACAAAAAACCAACAUCAAUUCCAGAGGAUGUCAGAUUGAAACUUCAGAAGGUUAUUGAAAAAUAUCCUAGUGGAAUGUAUGCUGCUGAUUUUCCAUUGCUUUAUGAAGAAGUUAACCAUGUUAAGUUUGAUCUUUAUGAUCUGGGAUACAUUAGUCUGGCAGAUUUUGUAGAUCAUGUUCCAGAUAUAUUGAAAAGGAAGCGUAUAGCUGGCAGUAAAACAGAUUGGCUAAUUUUCCCUGAAAAUUUGAAAAAAAAAACUAUUGUUAAAGAUAUUUUGUCAAAAGACAGUGAUCAGAGGAUUUUUUACAUUGAAAGAACUAUUUGGAAUAUUAGGAAAAUGUUAGCAGAUUAUCCAGAUGGCAUUACUUUGCAAGAUUUUCUUCAUGUGUAUAGUAUUAACAAUGAAGAGCCACUCUAUGUCAGAGAGCUUGGUUUUAGUGAUGUAGAAAGUUUCCUUUUAAGUGUAUAUGAGCGAGUCCCUUUGCGAGUUGAUACAAAUGGGCACUGCAAAACUCUUCAUUUGAUACCAGAUGGUGAUAUUUCGAGAAGGCAGCAUUUACUUGGAAUUGUUGGAGAUGAGCUCCUUUAUGUUGAUUAUGGAACCAAACAAGUGGUGUCAUCAGCAUUGUUAAGAUAUAUCCGGCAAGAGUUUGUGAAUUUGCCUGUUCAAGCACUUCAGUCUCGACUUGCUUUUAUUAAACCAAAGGAAAUGACCUGGCCUAUGCCUUAUGUCCAAAAGAAGCUUUUUAGUCUCUGCAAAGACAGGCAAUUAAUGGCAAAAAUAGUAGAGAGAAGG